Rhodofomes roseus is the source of this 932-nucleotide messenger RNA. Its product is annotated as acyl-CoA N-acyltransferase. The transcript has 8 exons. The record is from RefSeq and is a predicted model, not a curated record. Lineage: Eukaryota; Fungi; Basidiomycota; Agaricomycetes; Polyporales; Fomitopsidaceae. Gene Ontology annotation, cellular component: nucleus. The coding region runs from base 105 to 776 and encodes 223 amino acids. Gene Ontology annotation, molecular function: protein N-terminal-serine acetyltransferase activity; histone H2A acetyltransferase activity; histone H4 acetyltransferase activity.
CUGCGGCCGCGUCCAUUCACUCUCAUCCACUCACUCUACAUACAUCCUCGUCGUAAGCUGUCGUAAGCCUGCACACGGGGUGAGAGGCCCCCAUCUUCAGUGACAUGGCGCCCGCGCGCAGGAAGUCAACCCGUGCUCGAACCAAAGUGCAGAAGGCAAACAAAGUUUCAUCUUCCGAAUUAAAAGCCUCUUUAGACAGUGCCACAUUGGCUGAACAACACAAAAAACUAUCUUUUGAGGUCUUUGCUGCGUCAGAAUUCAGUCCGGAGGAUAGAAACGAAAUAUGGUCAAUCCUCGAGAACAACAUGAAGGAUGCAUACGCACGUUCCUCUUUCGGAUGGAAACCGGUUGAGAAGCAAGCGGAGCUCUUCCAUGAAUUGUCACGAUUCAUUGUUGUGCGCAAUACCCCGGAGGUUUCUAGCACUUCUGUGCCUGCGACGAUAGUUGCGUACUCAAUGUUCCGAUUCGAGGUAGAAGAACGAAAAGACGUGGUCUAUUGCUACGAGGUUCAAGUACAUCAGCAAUCUAGACGCUCCGGACUGGGAGGAUGUCUGAUGAAGCAGCUUGUAUCCAUCGGCAAACGAUGGAAAAUGCAGAUGAUCAUGCUGACGGUGUUCAAGUCGAAUGUGGCAGCGCGCAGCUUGUACAACGCCUUGGGGUUUGAAGUCGAUCCAACGUCACCAGAAUAUCCUGACUCCGGCGAGGAGGGCUCAGAGUCGAGUGAUGAAGAAAGGGAAGAGUAUGACUAUGAAAUCUUGUCAUUACCUAUCGAUUAAGGACGGAUACGGGGUCUAGUGUUGGAAUGAGUAGAUGUAGACAUACUCCAUAAAUUGGCGUGCAUGUCGUUGACAAAAGUACAGUUCUCAACUCAUCCGAGUCGCAUCGCGCCUCAACUUCUCAAAGGCAGACGCUUACGAGCGCUUGUGUAACCC